AUGGCUAUGUCGUUGCGCACCACCAUCGACUACAACAAGCUCAUCACACUGCAACAGAGAAGCCAAAACUGGCAGAACGCCCUUCAUUUGCUGGAAAGGAUCUGUGCUGUUCGGCUACAGCCCACUCUUGUAAGUUUCAACGCCAGCAUCAGCUGCUGCGAGAAGGCAUCCAGAUGGCAAGUUGCCGGGCUCCUUCUGCACAACGUCGGCUUGCUACGGCUGACUCCGAAUGUCAUCACUUACAGUGCGGCCAUCAGUGCGUGCGAAAAGGCAGCAGAAUGGCAGCAGGCCUUGAUGCUGUUUGAGGAGCUAUGCCAUGAAUCGCUCCAGCCAAAUGUGGUGACCCUAGGUGCCCUGGUGAGUUCCUGUGAAUCUUGCAGCGCAUGGAGGCAAGGUUUGCGCAUCUUCAGGGACCUCCAGGCGUGCCUGGUUCAACCGAAUGCUAUAGUAUACAAUGCUAGCAUAAGCGCAUGUGCUAAAGCGGACCGGACAGAAGCUCUAUCCCUGCUGGCAGAGUUGGAGUAUCAUGGUGCAAGCAACGUGGUCUCCUACAGUGCAGCCAUGCCAGCCUGUAGUUGGCAGCAGGCCAUUGAUUUGCUCCGGCGCAUGGAUGAGAGGCACAUCAAGGGGAAUUUGAUUCUGUACAGUGCUACCAUCAGCGCAUGUGCCCGACAAGGUCGCUGGCGAGAGUCGCUGGCGCUCAUGACAGAGGCGUUGGCCCAUCAUCUUCAACUUGACAUGGUGACGGAGGCCGCCACCAUCAGCGCUUGCAAGAUGCAUGGAGAAUGGCCUCAAGCCUUGCAUUUGGUGGACGGGAUGCAGCUGAAGGCCUUCCCUCCCUAUGUCAUCGCUGUGAACUCGGCGAUCAGCUGCUGCGACAAAGUCUCCGAGUGGCAACAAACGCUGCAACUGCUGGAGGGGAUAGCUGCACAGCCGCAGAUGAUCACCUACAACUCUGCCAUCAGCAGCUGUCAGAAAGCCAUGCUUUGGCCACCUGUUCUGCAACUUCUGAGCUGCGCGCUGAAGGCACUCUUGCAGCCGACCGUGGUCACCUACAAUGCGUGCAUGAGUGCUUGUCGAGGUCGAAGAGGGGAUCAGGUGGCACAGUGGCCAAUGGCUAUGCAAUUGGCAAUUGGGAUGGCCCGGAGCUUUCAGCCGAGCUUAGUGAGCUUGGACGCCCUGACCUGUGCUGAAGCGGAUUCCUGGCAGUGGCAAAAAGCUAUGCAGGUCUUUCCUGAGAGUCGUGCAGCCGGUUGCUCUUUGCAUCCCAGGGUGGCCAGCUGUAGCGCCCUGAUCAGCGCGUGCGAAAAGGCACGGCAGUGGCGCGAGGUCUUCGUGAUCAUGGCUUCAGCUAAGAGGUCAGGGGUGCAGCCCGAUUUCGUCAUGUACAACUCAGUGAUGAAUAUUUGUGAGGACAUGUUCCUCUUCCACAAAGCCCUGGAAACGCUGAGGCUUUUGGAGAAACCCAAGCGAGUAGAGCUCGAAAAUUAAGCAUCAAAGAUCUGGAAAACCCAUCAUCUAUGGAUCAUUUCCUAGGGAUUCCCC
Molecule: messenger RNA, 1545 nt
Organism: Cladocopium goreaui
Lineage: Eukaryota; Dinophyceae; Suessiales; Symbiodiniaceae
Source: the annotation of a GenBank genome assembly